AUGGAGAUCAUUCAACCAAUUGGUCUUGAUAUUUUCUUCGCUUUUACCACUCUCUACAAAUUUUAUUUAUACACAGUGUAUACAUUGUUUGCUAACAUUUCUUCAAAUACAGUGAGUUCCACUACGAUUAACUUGGAAGAAGCUUUCACAUAUCCAGAACAUGAUACUAAAGUAUCCGAGGCAUUACAAAAAACUUUUAAGACGAUCAGAGAGGAGUUGAACAGGUGUGUGAAAGAGGCUACAAAUGGAGAGGUGACCUUUUUCAAGAUACCACAAGUUUCUCAAAUGAUAAACAUCAAACAACCACCAUUUUUUGGCCUUUAUGAAAGAGCAAUUGCCGCAGAAAGUUUAACACAUCUUUUUAACGCUAUUGAAAAGAUUACAGAAAAAAGAAUGAUGGAGUUAAUACCAAAGAAAUCAAGAGCGUAUGUGACGCAGUUUUUAAAAUCCAUGAAAACAGCUACCGAAGAAGUGAAAGAGAGUAUUUAUGGAAGAACUGUCAAAUACUUACUAUUUGACUUUCCCUACAUGGAAAAAUAUCCUGACAAGAUUGCCAACUGCAAAUAUCAAAUUCAAGUUCUAGGUGACCAAUGCAACAAAUUUGUCUUCGAAUUGAGAGAUGAUAUUAAGAAAUUUUUCUCCAUCAAAUUACAAACCAUGGAUGAUAGAUUACCAGAACAUUCCAUUCAUGCUCUUUGGGAUGUAGCCAUCAAGUAUGUGGUGGAUUUACUUGUCGAAGGCUUUGCAAGGGUCAAGAAAUGUAAUAAUGAAGGCAGAGUGUUAAUGCAAUUAGAUUUGCAAACAUUGACCACUGAAUUGCAGAAAAUGAUACCUGCAUCGUUAAUAGAAGAACACAAGGGCUAUGUUCCUCAUGUAGCCGUUGCCCGAAGCUACAUUUCAGCUUAUUAUGAACAAAGCGAAUCAGAUCUGUUAGAAUGGGUCAAGAAAAAUGUACACAACUUUACAGUUAAACAGUUAGUAGCAAUUGCCAACAAUGGUAUUGGUGCCAACAUGAAAAAGAAUGACCUCAAACAAUUGACCUCACAAAUAGAACAGCUUGCCACAUCACUGAAAAUGCAGAAGGAGCACAACGAGCUUAUUGAAAAUUCAAGCGACGAGAGUUUGAUGAAUAAUUUCUCGAAUGGAACAGGCUCUGGUGAUCCAAUUGCAUCGAUUGGAAGCGCAAUUCCUGCAAUGCAUAAGGAGGAGCAGAGCACAAUAUCCAUGAUCAGAUCAGGAUCGUUUGCAUCAACCAAAGAACUCCUUUCAUCUCUCACCAGAAGCACUAGCUCUACCACUAUCUCUAAAGAUUCAACAGCAUCAAGAGCCAGUACUGAUACCAUGCACAAUCCAAUUAACAUUACCUUAACAAACCACUCCCCAUCCACAUCCAGGACCAGCAUUGAUGCUGCUUCACGACCAAGUUUGGACAAGCCAAAGGACACUCUCGUUUCAACAACAACUGAUAAGAUGAAAAACUUUUUACAAGGAAGUAUGAACUAUUUGAAACGAAAUCCAACAAACACUCCCCCAAAUAAUAAAUAA
Naegleria fowleri is the source of this 1545-nucleotide messenger RNA. RefSeq lists its product as uncharacterized. The transcript is spliced from 2 exons. Gene Ontology annotation, biological process: endocytic recycling; retrograde transport, endosome to Golgi. The record is from RefSeq and is a predicted model, not a curated record. Gene Ontology annotation, molecular function: SNARE binding. Gene Ontology annotation, cellular component: EARP complex. Bases 1 to 1545 code for a protein of 514 amino acids. NCBI's taxonomy places the organism in Eukaryota, Heterolobosea, Eutetramitea, Acrasida, Naegleriidae.